Molecule: messenger RNA, 250 nt
Organism: Dentiscutata heterogama
Lineage: Eukaryota; Fungi; Glomeromycota; Glomeromycetes; Diversisporales; Gigasporaceae
Source: the annotation of a GenBank genome assembly
AACAACCACUAACUCAGUCUCUAACACUGUCAACAAAGAACAACCAAAUAACUUCUCUUCACCAGAGCAAAUCAAAACAAACCCAGCACAUGACUUAAUAUCAUCACCCAAACAAACAAAUUUGGAUAGACCCAGUGAAACUUCCACGGACCCGAUUUAUAGACUUAAUGGAAAUUUUUUCAUGGCCCCUAUACUUGAUGAAGACACUCAAAUAACUAAUAUCAUUAACCCCCAAACUAUGGGCUCAUAG